This is a messenger RNA of Meloidogyne enterolobii, 365 nucleotides long. Lineage: Eukaryota; Metazoa; Nematoda; Chromadorea; Rhabditida; Meloidogynidae. The record is from the annotation of a GenBank genome assembly.
AUGGGUGUCUCUAGUAGAACAAAUACACCCAGCACUGUAGUUUUUGAUGAAUGUAAUUGUUCGGCUUGUUGUUGGGGGACACCUCUCCCUCCUUUAAUUUUACAAGAAAAUAAUUGUGGGGGGAAUCUUUUGAUCGGUAAUAAUAUUUUGAAUGGCAAUGGCGCGCAUGGUGUUAACGAUAAUGGCAUAAAUACACAUUCACCUUCAUUUUCUAGUUUAUUAUUGCUUAACUUUCAAAUGUUAAUGGAACCGGGAAUUAUUUUGGACAAAUACAUACAACUAAUGCAGGAAAUGUUGGUAGUAUUUAUGGAAACAAUACUGGAAUACAUUCUGGAUAUUAUCCGCUAUCUGUAAUUUAUAUUUAC